This is a messenger RNA of Ambispora leptoticha, 723 nucleotides long. NCBI's taxonomy places the organism in Eukaryota, Fungi, Glomeromycota, Glomeromycetes, Archaeosporales, Ambisporaceae. The record is from the annotation of a GenBank genome assembly.
AUGAAUAAAAUUGUUGUGAUUCUGCUUUUUAUUAUAUUGCUCUCGACACAGAAUAAUCAAAUAUAUGCACAAACACCGUAUAUGGUUAGCAUACCUCAAUCCUCGACAUGGUUAGUGUGUAGUGAACAAGCGACUGCUUAUAUAAGUUAUUCAGUGAAAGUAACAAGCGACGCAAAAGUUUCUACUACAUCAACGACCUCUUACGAUAAAAUACAUCCUUUCCCCAUAAUCUCACCCAAAAAUUACACGCAAACUGAAGUAGACGGAGUAAAAUUAUUAGUGGCAGAAGGCGGAAUACAAACUGUCGUGGCAGAACGAAGCGACAUAAAUAAUUAUUUCGAUGGACUAAGAUUUAAGCUCUUCAGAUCCCUUAGCUGUUAUCAUAAUUACAAAACAAUGGCCACGACAAUACUCUGUUCGCAUUCUGGUAAUAUAAAAAAUGGAGAGAAAGAUACGAAUGGAAUCGAUUUAUGCUUGGCCGUAACAAAUCCGAAUGAUAAACCAAUCUUCGCUAAAAUUCAUGUUGCUUUUAAACAACAAACUAAUUCGGACUCGGACGAUUCUUCUAAAGCUAUCUCGCAGGAAAUAUUAAAAAACGAAAAGUCAUCAUCUUCAACACCAAAGAAUAUAAAAGGAUUACCGAAUGAAGGAGCAACAACAGGUGAACACCAUGGAUCAAUAAUGGCAUUCUUUUUACUUUUACUUUUCGCCUUCACAAUAUAA